This is a messenger RNA of Quercus lobata, 2381 nucleotides long. RefSeq names its product zinc finger CCCH domain-containing protein 17-like. Gene Ontology annotation, molecular function: metal ion binding; protein binding. Bases 612 to 2045 code for a protein of 477 amino acids. The record is from RefSeq and is a predicted model, not a curated record. Lineage: Eukaryota; Viridiplantae; Streptophyta; Magnoliopsida; Fagales; Fagaceae. The transcript is spliced from 7 exons.
UCUCUCUCUCUCUCUCUCUCUCUCACACACUUUUCAAAAUUCAAACCCUAAUUUCCAUCGGCGAUUUGAGAUUGUUUCUGAUUGAACGAAGAUCUCGGCGGCUCGAUUUUCAAAGUCUCUCAGGUUUGCUAUUGCAAUUAGAUUUAGUUUUAGAUUUAGAAUUUCUUUAGCUAUGAUCGCACCGACUUUUGUAAUGAUCGAAUCUAUUCUCAGCCUUGGACAAUGUUACCAAAGUAAUUUACUUUCUCUAGGGUUUGCCGAUGGAUCGGCGAUUAGGUUUUGGAAGUUUGUAUUUUGUUAUGUAUUUGAUAAGGGAUUUUGGAAUUUUCUAUAAGCUGUUAUUGCCAAAUCAGAAUUUCAAGAUUCUUCGGCUUCUUUAGGGUUACUGUUAUAGCAAGAAUCCUAAAAAUGGUGGAACUGGGAAUUUUCUGGAUACUUUAGUAGGGUUUCUGUUUUGGGAGAACUGAGAAUUUAAAAUCCUUGAUUGGUUUUUGAUUUGGAAGAUUUUCUUCCAUGGAAGAAAGAGAUUGGUUUUUGUUUUUGGCUGCUUCACUUUGUGGAAGGCUUUAUUCAUUGGUUUCCUAUUCCUGUUAUUUGUGGGUGUUUAUAGUAUGGAGAUUAAAACUGCAAGAAGAGGGCCACAGGGAAAAGAAAGUUCUGUUUUUGAUCGAUUAGGAGCAGGACGAGGAGGGCAUUUAAACAACAGCAGCAACAAGAUAUGCAAAUUUUGGCUCAGUGGUAGAUGCCUUAAAAACCCAUGUAGGUUUGCCCAUUCAGAAACACCUGAUGUGGCCACCAUUCACCGUCCCAGGCAGACUCCUUACUACCCUCACUCCAGCAACGCUUUAGUUUCGAAUACUUGGCGAAGGGCUCCUAGGAUUUCACAAAAUGUUCAGGAGAAGGUUGUUAACCACAAGUCUUGCGAAAAUGUUCCUGGGAAGUCUGAAUCAGACUUGGAAGAUAUUAAAAAGAAGUCGCCAGAAGGUUCUUCAGAAUGUUCUGUUGUUGAAAAUGAUUCUAAUCUGGAGAAUGUGGUCGAAGAAAAGCCUCUGGAGCAUGUUCCUAAGAAAACUGCAGAAAGGGUUUGUGAGUUCUGGGUGCAAGGGACGUGUGUCUAUGGUGAUCAGUGCCCUUACCUACACUCAUGGUUUCGUGGGGAUAAGUUCAAAAGGUUGGCAGAGCUUCAAGGGCACAACAAGGCAGUCAAUGGAAUUGCACUUCCUCUAAGAUGCAACAAGCUUUGUUCAGGUAGUAGUGAUGGAACAAUUCGGCUUUGGGACUGCCAUACUGGUCAAUGUGCUAAUGUGAUUAACCUUGGUGGGGAAGUUGGAUCUGUUUGUAGUGAAGGCCCAUGGCUCUUUGUUGGCAUGCCAAAUGUUGUGAAGGUGUGGAAUACCGAAUCAGGUGCUGAAUACAGUCUCAAUGGACCUGUUGGGCAAGUCAAUGCAUUGGAAUCUGUUUACAAUUUGCUUUUUGCUGGGGUAGAGGAUGGUGUUAUUUUGGCAUGGAAAGGCACUUAUGAAACUAACCUUACAUUUCAACUUGCUGCAACCCUUAAAGGCCACACACAUGGUAUAACAUCUUUAGUUGUUGGAGGAGGCAACAGGUUGUACUCGGGUUCCAAGGACCACACAAUAAGGGUUUGGGAUCAUGAAAAUUGGCAGUGUAUUAUGACACUGAAUGGGCAUGAUGAUGUUGUGAAGUCUCUCAUGUGCUGGGAUAAGUAUUUGCUGUCUGGUUCAUUGGAUUGCACGAUAAAAGUUUGGGCUUCUACUGAUGAUGGCAGCCUGGAAGUAAUCUAUACUCACAGUGAAGAACAGGGCAUCAUUGCACUUGCUGGGAUGACUGAUCCCGAUGUUAAACCAAUCUUGUAUUGCUCUUGUAGUGAUAAAUCUGUCCACCUCUAUGAACUGCCAAUAUUCACUGACAGGGGCAGAUUAUUUUCAAAACAAGAAGUCCAGACUCUUCAAAUAGGUCCUGGGGGCCUCUUUUUUACUGGGGAUCAGACUGGUUUGCUGACAGUGUAUACAUGGGUAGCAGACUAAUGGCUGAGACGUGCCCAAGACUAAGUACAGCAUGCUUUUUAUUAGUUAUGGCAAACAAUGUACAGUAUUUUGAGUACAUUUUCCAAUGUACAGUAUUUUGAGUACAUUUUCCAAUGUACAAUAUUUUGAGUUUAGAAAUUCAUGUUAUUAUGAAUAUUGUGGAUAAAACAAUGUAAACUACGUAAUGAAAAUAAAUAACUACAUAACCUAAGGAAAGGACUUUGGUUUACUGUUUUUGUCUACUGCCCCCCUUACGGGUGAACAAAGUUACAAAAUAAAGUGGGAUUGGAUGAUAUUCAAAUCACCUCUUCCCUUUAUUAGAUUUUUUUGAGGUCU